AAUAUCAGCAGUGGCGUAACUACUCGCCGGCAGGCCCUGGUACAGGAAGGGCACCGGGCACCCCUGUCGGGCCCUCCUCUCUAUGAAUCUUGCACCAGAAUGCUGCUGGCAUGUGAACUGUAAAAAUCAUUGCGGCUCCAUGGGCCCAAUAGGGUGUGGGCCCGGGUGCAAUCGCACUUUCUGCACCCCUGGUAGUUACACCACUCAAUAUCAGUCUCUACAUCAGGGGUCUCCACCUUUUUCGGCCCAGGGACCAAAAAAGAGCCAAUUUUUUUUCCAAGGACGGGGGUCGGAGGGGGUUUGGAUGGAGGUCAGGAGGGGUCAGGGACGUUGUUGGAGGGGGUCGGAGGGGUCAGCGUCCAACUUGGGCACAGUACGUUCAUUGUUCGGUGGCCCAGUUCAGGACAGUCAGCAGCCUGGUGGUUGGGGACCCCUGCUCUACGUCAUACCAAACGUUAACUCAAGGGUGAACAACCCCUUAAUGAAAUGUAAUGAGUCCAUGCGGGAGCAGCGUUUAAUGAGGCAUCAUUGGCUUGUGCCCAUAUCGCUGAUGGAAUGUUAUCAGUGCCCCCAGAAUUGGAAGCUCAAAGGGAAGUCAGCCCAGUUUAUAAUGAGCGCCUGAGCUGCGCCCGAGCGUUUCCCAAGCUGUUCAUGCGAUCUGUCUUUUCUGCAGAUCCAGCGAGCGCAAAGGCUUCACACGGUUGGGGGUGACGAUAAUCCAAGGCGGUUGCUGGUUGAUUACCCCUAUGAAGUGGCGCGAGUUUGUCGCAGAGACUGCGCUAAGUAGCGUGCGAUCCUAAAGAGAGAAGCAGCCGGCUUGGGCACGAUGGAGUGGAACGGAUCCUCGUUCGGAUAUUUCUCGCUUAAGAACAAUAGUCUGUGGGGAUCGUUGAGCUUGCCCAGCAGUGUCCUGUCUUCUGACACCAUAGUCCUGCUGGUCAUGUACUGUCUGUCCUUCCUGGCCGGCUUGGUGGGCAACAUUAUGGCUCUUAGGGUUUUGGGAGGUCGCAGAAGGAGAAGAUGCCACUUACCCACAGUAUCAGCCACACGGAAUCUCCUUGUCAACUUGGCCGUGUGCGACAUGAUGGUGAUCUGCGUCUGUAUGCCAAUCAACCUGGGGCACCAGCUGCACAGCGCUUGGGUCUUUGGCGCGUUUCUAUGCCGAGCUGUGCCCUUUGUCCAGGCGGUGUCUGUCUCUGCCAGUGUCCUGACCUUGGCUGCCAUUAGUCUGAACAGAUACUACAGUGUCCAUAGUCCUCUACAGGCAAGAACUUUCUUCACUUCCAAAAGAAUAUUGCUCAUGAUCUGCCUUGUGUGGAUCUCUUCUUCCAGCCUGUGCUUCCCUCUCAUCUUCAUGAACAAGACCCAGACCCUGGUCCUGUCCCCGGGCAAACUGACCAUUGUCCUCUGCACAGAAACCUGGCCAAGUGUCCAUCACAAAUUGUUCUACAACUUCUUGUUGUUCUGUGCGCUCUAUGGCUUCCCCGUCUCCUUUAACCUCCUCAUCUGUUUCCUGACGGGUCGCCGACUCUGGGGCGAAAACGACAAGGUCAUCCACAACCACAACCGAUCCCUGUCGGGCUCCAGGCUGAAAAUCCGUAAGAAAAUCGCCAAGAUGGUGGUGGCUUUGGUUCUUCUGUUUACCUUGUCUUGGCUUCCUCUGUAUGCAGUGGACAUGUGGAUAGACAUUAACAUGAUGUAUGUGCCAUCUGGGGAGAUCUUGGCAGACCCACAACACGAGUGGAUUCUCCAGUUGAGACCUUUCGCUCAGUGGCUUGGUCUUACCAAUUCCACAUUGAACCCCUUGUGCUACUGCUUUGUUGGCAAUCUGUACAGGUCAGCUAAGCGGUUUAAGAGCAGCUACAGAGAGAAACUCUCUUCCAUUUUCAGCCUUUCUAUGAGCCAAGCAAAUGGGGAACCACAGACACCCACACUGUUACAUUAUAAAGCUGGCAAAGAUAGAACCAAUGCAAUGUUAAGGGCUGAGAGAAAUGGGGCCACCAAAACUGACACUUUUCUACAGUCUGGGACAGGGGUUCAGAUCUAACCCCCAUCGGUAUCUCCUUAUAUUAACAGGGGACUUGAGUUCAGACUAUCUAAACAAGGACCCACAGCAGGGGUGUAACUACAGAGGAAGCAGACCCUGUGGCUGCAGGGGGGCCCAUGAGGUAUAGGGGCCCCUAAUUCAUAUACAAUUUCAAUAAAUAGUUGUAAAACAAGUCAACCUCUAAACAUAUUGCUGUGGGGCCCAGUAAUACCUAAUUACUCCACUGUCCCACAGUCAUGAUUGGUCCAUUGAAAAGUUGGAAUUUUCUCUAAGAUUAUUAUUGCCAAACUCUCUGCAGAACUUCAGCUGACACAGAACCUCUUGGGAAACUGCAGUCCUUAUUGAUAUUUUGCAGUGUUGUUGAACAAAGUGACUGAGGCUCUUGUCUUAUAGUGAGAGUUCCCCAAUGGUAAUGUUACUAUGGUAAUGGUACUAGACCCCUUUUUUAUGUUCAUACAAUGGCAAACCCAAAAGCUGCUUUAUUGAAAAAUUGUGUUUCAAAUAGGUGUCCUGCAUUUAAAGGGGCCUCGUCACAAUGCAACUGUAGCAGGUUGGAAAGACUGAUAACAUCAUUAUGUGUAACUGCUAUUAGAUAUUUAGAAAGUGCAGUCUAAACUGCAGCCCUCCAGUUGUUGCUAAACUGCAAAUCCCAACACCCUGUGUUGGGAUUUGCAAGCCUUUGGCUUUUACUAAAUGCUGAGACUUGUGGUUUAGCAGCAGUUGUCAGAUGGGGGUCCCAGCUUUUCUGUUCAUCCCCCCACCAUUCCUUCUCCAAGUGUAGUCUAUGGCAGCAGUAGGGAUUGUUUGGGAAGGUAUUCCGGCUGUGGGUUAAAGGGUACAACAAAGCAAGAUGGACUGAAACUUAGGACUGUAGCUGAUCUAACCUCAUUAAUAAAUGUUUGUUUUGUUGUUGGUAAAUCCCAUUGAGUGCAAUACAUUUUUAUACACCCUAACAUUGACUUAGCUCUUUAUAUCUUUUAUAAACACUUUCUCAGGAUGACAUUGGCUCACAGAGACACUGGGAAAUAUUCUGCCCUAUUUCCCCUAAUACUGGCGACAACCCCCCCCCGCUUUCCAUUUCAUUGCACGGUUGUCACCGAUGUUGCUAUCUGGUGCAGGAUAUUACUGACCAACAGCCAAAUCCAGACUGGGAUUAAAUAUAAGACAUGGAAUUUCAUGUACACAGAGACCCAAACAGCCCCCCACCAGCCGAAUAAAUAGUGAAGAUUGGCAGUCCAGGCUUGCUAACUGCUGAGGCUCUCAGACUCAGAUCACAAUAUGGGAUUGGGGAAGAAGGGGUGAUUAAGAGUUUGGGUGGGAAUCCUGGGUAGGGUUGCCACCUAAAAAUUAUGGUUAAUCCCAAUGUUAUUAAUAGGGGUAAAAAAUAUAAAUAUUUAGGAAGGCUGGUAUUUUUUUCCAGAAAAGGUGGCAACCUUAAUCCUGGGUGAUGUGCAAAGUAUUGUUGACUGAUAUACAAAGGGGCGCCAUAUGCAAGGAAGGAAGCAAGAGAGUGAAAGCCUUGGAAGUUAAAUAUGACAGUGAACAGUGAAGGUGCUGGAGGGGAACUAGAGGGGAAGUUGUUGAGAGUGUUGAGCUUGCCAGUAGUGCAGGCAGUAACGCUUAUAGUGAUGCAGGAAAAUGGGAUAUCAUGUGAUAUGAUUGUGCAUGAAGGAAGGUGUUGAUAGGGCACCUGUCCCAAGUUGCAUGAUGGGUUGUUCAGCUUCAAACACCUAGUUGUUUCAGAUAGCUCACCAGAAAUGAAGCCCUUUUACAAUUACUUUCUAUUUGUGACCAUUUGUCUUAUAUUAAAGUGUAAAGUUUCAUUUUUCCUAUGUCUUUCUGAAGCAGUUUGGGGGGGGGGGUGCAGACUCUGUAACUGUUCUAAAUUGAUACUCUUAGUUGAUACAUGUGUUAUCUGUGGGAUCUUUCAGGAUCCCUGAGUUUCAUUAAAGGCAGCUGUUAGAAUUGAUACAAUAGUUACUAAUAUUACAAAGAUGCUGCUGAGAAAUAUAUCAACUAAUAGAGCAAUUGUAACAGUUCAGAAUCUGCACCUGAAUUACUGAGCUUAUUUUAAAAAGACUUUAUUUUUGGGGGACAAUCGGAAAACAGCUGAACGGAAAAAAUUUUUUAGAAGGUGAACAACCCCUUUACAGUAGAACUAAACGCUCAAGUUAAAAAAACCCUACCCUACAUAGACCCCCCUCCCUACUCCGA
This is a messenger RNA of Xenopus laevis (African clawed frog), 4261 nucleotides long. RefSeq names its product QRFP-like peptide receptor. The coding region runs from base 827 to 2047 and encodes 406 amino acids. The transcript has a single exon. NCBI's taxonomy places the organism in Eukaryota, Metazoa, Chordata, Amphibia, Anura, Pipidae. The record is from RefSeq and is a predicted model, not a curated record.